Messenger RNA from Diaporthe amygdali, 939 nucleotides. Its product is annotated as DNA-binding protein. The record is from RefSeq and is a predicted model, not a curated record. The transcript has a single exon. Gene Ontology annotation, molecular function: protein binding. Lineage: Eukaryota; Fungi; Ascomycota; Sordariomycetes; Diaporthales; Diaporthaceae. Bases 1 to 939 code for a protein of 312 amino acids.
AUGGCACAAUCAGACCUUGACGCUCUUCUGGAGAUGGGCUUCGAAAAGGCUCGCGCCGAAUUAGCCAUCAAGAAAUCCGGUGGUCUUCAAGGCGCGCUAGAGUGGCUCGAGAAGAACCAAGACACUCCCAUUGAUGAGCUUCAAGCUCCCCAAGAUGACGAUGAAGAGGCCACCCAGGCAGCUAUCAAGGGCUUGGAAGAGGGCCAGCUUGCAAAAUCCCUCGCCUGCGACGACUGUGGCAAGAAGUUCAGGACCACCGCCCUCGCUGAGUUCCAUGCCUCCAAGACCGGCCACGAGAACUUCUCCGAGUCAACCGAGGAGCUCAAGCCCCUAACCGAGGAGGAGAAGAAACAGAAGCUGGAAGAGAUGCGCGCUGCUCUUGCCGCGAAGAGAGCGAGGCAAUCCGUCACCGAUAAGGAGGAGCAGAAGCGGAACGAAAAGAUCAAGCAGAAGGCCACCAGGGAGACCCAGGACGCCAAGGAGGAGCUCCAGCGCAAGGAGCAGAUCAAGGAGGCCGCGAAAAAGCGUCAAGAGAAGCUCGAUGACUUGGAGGCCAAGAAGCGCAUCAAGGCAAAGAUCGAGGCGGACAAGGAGGAGCGAAGACGCAAGGCUGAGGAGGCCAAGGCCGCCAGGGAGGGCAAGGCACCCGCCGCUGCUGCCGCUCCGGCUGCUCCUGCCGCUCCGGUACAGCCCAAGUCCAGCGCAAGUUAUACCGAGGCCAGGCUGAGGUUGCAGACACCUGGUGGAGUGCUGCAGAAGAACUUUCCCGCCGAGACGACCCUAUUCGAAGUGGCGCAGGCCAUCGAGGCUGAGCAGGGGACGACUGUGGCCAACUUUACGAUUACUUUCCCACGCAAGACCUUCGAGGCGGGUGUUGACUUCGGCCAGACGCUCCGAGAGGUUGGUCUCGUCCCCAGCGGUGUACUCAUCGUCAAGUAG